UCUCCCCUUCUCGGUAGGGGGGCGUGGAGGCAACCGGGAUCUGCCUGGGGCCAGCAUGAGCCGGAGGGAGGGAAGUCUGGAGGACCCCCAGGCUGACUCCUCAAUCUCACCCCUUCCCCACUUGGAGUCCAAGAUCCAACAGACACACAGCCUUGCCCGCCUCCUCACCAAAUAUGCUGAGCAGCUGCUCCAGGAAUAUGUGCAGCACCAGGGAGACCCCUUCGGGCUGCCUGGCUUCUCGCCCCCGCGGCUGCCGGUGGCCGAUCUGAGCGCCCCGGCCCCGGGCCACGCGGGCCUGCCGGUGCCCGAGCGCCUGCGGCUGGACGAGGCAGCGCUGGCCGCGCUGCCACCGCUGCUGGACGUCGUGCGCCGCCGCCAGGCCGAGCUGAACCCGCGCGCGCUGCGCCUGCUGCGGCGCCUGGAGGACGCGGCGCGCCAGGCGCGGGCCCUGGGCGCCGCCGUGGAGGCCGUGCUGGCCGCGCUGGGCGCCGAGACCCGCGGGCCCCAACCGGAGCCUGCCGCCGCCGCCGUCGCCGCGGCCACUGCCACCGCGGGCGUCUUCCCGGCCAAGGUGCUGGGGCUCCGCGUGUGCGGCCUCUACCGCGAGUGGGUGAGCCGCACAGAGGCCGACCUAGGCCAGCUGGCGCCCGGGGGCCCGGCCUGAGAGCGGGGCGCGCGCCGCAGCUCGCGGUCCCCUCCUGGGCCGUCUCCGCCUCUCCAUCCCUCUCCAUCUCCAGCAGCGUCUCUGUGUUCUCCGACCGUCUCCAUCUCUCUAUUUGCUUUGUACGCUCUCGAUCUCUUUUUCUCCCUGGGGCCUUCGUGUCUCUGUCUGUGACUUCCCAUGUCUAUCACUUCCUUGCUUUCCCCCUCUUUUUCUCCAUCGCUUGGGCCUGCCUUGCUGGGGAUCUCUGUCUCCGCUUCUCCCCAUCUCUUGCCUCCUCUUGGCCCCAUGUGAGCAUGUGUACAUCUGCACCUCAUCUCAAGGAGGGGACACCUGGCACUCUGUUUCCCUCUGUCCUUCUCUCACUCCUUUCCUGGCUAGGGACAUGUCUGCUGACCCUGUGGUGGGUGGGCUCCUCCAGACAAAUUUCAGCCACCUUCCCCCAGGGUCACUCCACCUGCUGCUCUCCCCCUCCCCCAUCCCACCCUUUGCGGCCCUGCCCCCUCUGCCUUUGAUGUCCUUUCCCUUCUUCCCC
Balaenoptera musculus (blue whale) is the source of this 1196-nucleotide messenger RNA. It is a transcript of the gene CTF1, whose product is annotated as cardiotrophin 1. Bases 56 to 664 code for a protein of 202 amino acids. Lineage: Eukaryota; Metazoa; Chordata; Mammalia; Artiodactyla; Balaenopteridae. The transcript has 3 exons. The record is from RefSeq and is a predicted model, not a curated record.